AUGUCUGAAGAGCCACAGACUCCUAGAAAACGCAGAAGUGCUGCAUUCAAGGGCAAUUAUGCGGAUAUUGCCGGCGGAGGAGGUGAUGUGGCUGAUAAUGAAGAAGAUUUCGAUGUGGCCAUGAACGGAGAUGGAGAUGACGAUAAUGAGGAUGAUAAUGACAACGAAGCCGAUGAAGAAGAUGAGGAUGAUUUAGAUGUCAAAAGAACGCCGUCUAAGGUGGCUAGAACAGGUUCUAGAACUACUCCUAGAAAAAAGAAUGUUAAAAAAGCCAGUAGCAACGGCAGUAGAGGGGUGAGUACCCCACGGUCAACAGCUCCUUUAUUCCCUAGAACAAAUACUGAUUUGGACCGAAGUGCUAGAAAAAGAGCUACUCGACUACUGAUGGAUCGAUUAUUGCUUUCUGAGAAUAUGGAUGAUGAGGAUAUACUGGAUGCAGAUGACCAGAAGAUUGCUGAAAAGAUCAUUCGAGAGUCGAGAGGAGAGACAAUUACACCGUCGGUCAGCCCGAGUAAAACGAUCAAUAGAACCGACAGUAAAGACGACCGAUUUGAAAUACCUCUAACUUUUGAUGCUGACGACGAAGAAGCAGGCAGAGGUCCUCAAACUGCGUUGUUUAUUGAAGGACCAGAAGGAUAUUUUGACCAGCAUAAACUACGAGAGAAGAUCUCGACCACACCAUUUUCGCGAGCUCCUCGAAUAGAGUACCAAGAAUUUGUUGACUCAGUAAGAGAGUCUACAGCUAUUCACGAGGAUGCUCGCGCAUAUUUGAGCACGCUGUAUCGGGCUAUGUUCCCACAAUGGCGGUUCGAGCUCAUGCAAAACUUUAGCAUUCUAUUCUACGGAGUCGGGUCCAAACGAAAUCUCAUCAUGGACUUUGUAUGCACUUCAAUUGAUCCAGAAAUCCCUGUAUUAGUAGCAAACGGAUAUAAUCCAGCUACCACAUUAAAAGAAAUCCUCAAUACGGCCGUGACUGUGCUAGUGAAAGACGAGGCUAUCCGGUCGUCGUUUCCCAGACAGCCUACUGAAUUAGUAGAGGCUUUGCUGACACAUCUCGCGAAACCCGAGACUGACCAGUCUAACCAGCUGCUGAUAGUAGUGCAUAAUUUGGAUGGAGAGGCACUGCGAGCCGAUAGGUGGCAGGCCAUUCUAGCAAGACUAGUGUCUGCUAAACAGAUCAGUCUUGUUGCAUCUGUCGACCAUAUUCACGCACCCAUCCUAUUCGAUGCUGCUAGACUGUCGCAGUAUAAUUUCCUCUGGCACGAUUUGACGACGUUCGAGCUAUACCUUACCGAGACUUCAUUUGAGGAUCCACUGGCCCUUGGAAGCGACCGUUCGGCCGUCAGUUCCAAGGGAGCCAAAUUCGUGCUUUCCAGUCUUACCAACAACGCCCGCAGACUCUAUCAAGAACUCAUUUGUUAUCAGAUUGCUGUUAUGAGUGAAGUACUAGCACCGGACGAUGUGAACACAUCGGGAACUGCCCAACAUGGUAUCGAAUUCAAGGAGCUAUACAAACAGUGUGCCGAACAGCUCAUCGUGUCCAACGAACUCAAUUUCCGAACCAUGCUAAGUGAGUUCUUUGACCACAAAAUGGCUGCCAGAACAAAAGACCAGACCGGCCAAGAAAUCAUCUAUGUGCCUUUCACGAAAGACGCUAUAGAGGGCAUCCUGGAGGAGCUCGUCGUGUAA
Messenger RNA from Sugiyamaella lignohabitans, 1689 nucleotides. RefSeq names its product origin recognition complex subunit 2 (gene ORC2). The record is from RefSeq and is a predicted model, not a curated record. The transcript has a single exon. Gene Ontology annotation, molecular function: DNA replication origin binding. Lineage: Eukaryota; Fungi; Ascomycota; Dipodascomycetes; Dipodascales; Trichomonascaceae. Gene Ontology annotation, biological process: DNA replication. Gene Ontology annotation, cellular component: nucleus; nuclear origin of replication recognition complex. Bases 1 to 1689 code for a protein of 562 amino acids.